Scophthalmus maximus (turbot) is the source of this 2394-nucleotide messenger RNA. Its product is annotated as RB-associated KRAB zinc finger protein-like. Gene Ontology annotation, biological process: regulation of transcription by RNA polymerase II. The transcript is spliced from 4 exons. Lineage: Eukaryota; Metazoa; Chordata; Actinopteri; Pleuronectiformes; Scophthalmidae. Gene Ontology annotation, molecular function: RNA polymerase II cis-regulatory region sequence-specific DNA binding; DNA-binding transcription factor activity. The record is from RefSeq and is a predicted model, not a curated record. The coding region runs from base 335 to 1780 and encodes 481 amino acids.
GUUAAGAAGAGAGCCGGCUCCGUAGGACGGAAUAACUCAGAGUUAAAGCUUAAGUUACUCCGAUAACCACAAAUCCUGCUUCGCAGUACCUGAAACAGUCGCCACCUCUCGCUCCUGCCCCCCUAUUCUUCUUCGUCGGCUCUAGUUUCACUGCGUCUCUACUCGCGUACUUACGGUAGAUCCCUCCGCCACACGGAAGAAAGGCUCCAGUUAGCCCUUAGCAACACAAACACACAGAUGUAGCCCUUUCGUUGCUAGUGCGUCGGUUCUCCUAGCGAUCAAAGAAAGAAUCACAGCGCGGAUAGGAACCUCUCAAUUAUUCAUUUAUUAAUUCAUGGAACUAAAUGUUUCUCUCUCCCCCUCCAGACAUCGCUUGUUGUCCGCGAACAUGGCGACGUGCGCUCCCUUCCAGACGCAGCUGUCCUCGAUCAUGGAGGUGCUGGUGAAGGCGGCGGUGGCGGAGAUAUCCAAGCUGGUCGAUGACAAGUGUGCGUGUCUGCACCUCGACAUAUCCCGCCAGCAGAGCGAGAUCGAGACGCUGAGGAGGAAGCUGACGACGGCGGAGAGGAAGAAUGCGCAGCUGCCGCGCGGCUUCGAGAACUACAUGGACCGAGGAACUGACGUCGGCAGCAACUGUCCACAUCCCACCGGAGACAUUAAGUUUCCAGAGAUCGAAGAUGCAGCUAUUUCCUUCACCAUUAAAGAAGAGAGUCCAGAUGAGCCGCUGUGGAUCAGUGAUACUGCUGGACCGGUUGGUGGACCCGUGCAGUACUCUAAUCCAGGUAAUGCUCAAGAAAGCCAGCAGCUUGAAGGGGACCAUCGGUUAGCCCAUCCAGAGGUCGCCAGGCUGAAAACAUCACAGUUCAGUGACCUGUACAACUCUGGGCAACACGCAGCAGAGAUCGGGGGCCUUCACUUCACUGUCAAGACAGAGAAGGACGAGGGCCGAUCGGGAUUCAGUCAGGACGGAUGCCAGCAUGGCGCAGGGAAGCCGACUCAACUCGCCGCCGACUUUUCCAUGGACGAGAGAGAAAAUCAACUCUGGUCGUCCAUUAUCGAAGGCAACGACAUCGACGCCGGGUUCCCCGACUUUUCCAGUAUGGUAGAGGAGUAUUCCAACACAUUCCCCGAACACUCGGACGCCAGUGUGGCUUCCAGCGCUGGCAAGUCGACGAGUGUCCAGCAGUCGUCCUCUCAGAGGCCGUGCAACGGGAUCUACGGCGGUGAGUAUCAGAAGGACGCUCCGCAGUCGUCCGGUUUUCAGGGCAGACCUCAGGGUUCUCUCUCGCAGAGAAACGCGUCGCACGUAGCGCACCUGAGGCCACCCGACGAGCACCCCGAGAGGGACGCCGCGGCUGGGGACAGACCGGUCGUAACCCACUCCCACGGCGGCUUCGCGCCGGGCGGCUACCACCCCCACAAGACUCUGUCCGGCGCGGCGCGGGGCUACAUUUGCCUGCAGUGCGGGAAGACGUUCGGCCGCCUGCACCAGUUCAAGCUGCACCAGCAGAGCCACAGGCGGAAGCGCUCGUUCUGGUGCACGGUGUGCGGCAAGAGCUUCCAGUGUUCGUCCCACCUCAGCAUACACCACCGGACGCACACGGGCGAGAAGCCGUACGGCUGCGGGCAGUGCGGCAAGCGGUUCACGCAGCAGAGCAGCCUGCGGGUGCACCAGCGCACGCACAGCGGCGAGCGGCCCUACAGCUGCGCGCAGUGCGGGAAGACCUUCAUCCUGAUGCACCAUUUGAAACGGCACAGAAUCAUUCACACGUACAGCUGAGGGGGCGAUGUGCGUGCGAGGUUGUGUCGCUCAGACGAAAAGGCAAUGAACAAAUGAACCUUUUAAAAAAACAAAAUCAGAAAAGACGAGCGGCAACUUUCUUCUGAUUCGCAACCUCGUGGACUUAAUCACAGACUAAUGCAUAUUUCACUAUGCAAAAUCCAUCUGGAUCGGAUUUUGAAGUUUUCUUCUUUUUUUUAAUAAAUACUUCUUUCAUUAAUUAAACUUAAUUGCGCCCUGUGAACAGAGUUCACACGUCAGCAUUUUAAAAGAGACUUCCGACGCUAGAAAUCCCAAAAAACAAGGUGUCAUUUAAAAAACAACGUCCUGCAGUUUAUCUGUGCACAAACGACUUCUUCAGUCGUAGACAAACUCUGCUUCAGCUUCUCGUGUAGAGAUGAGCCUUGUUUCAUCUCAGUGCUGACACCAGAAGCACAAGUUGCUCAUCGUUCCCAUCGAGUUCAGCUUUACAGUCGCUAGUGGCUCUUCGCUUUCAAUGCCAUUGACGGACGUCUCAGGUUCACGUGUCGAUGUCUAACCUGCCUGACUACUGUUCCCGCCAUAAACCCCUUUGCUAUUUGUCAUGAUUUAUAUUAAAGCAUUGUUAAAAUCAA